AUGUCGAAUCCCGUAAUAGCUACUGAAGGACCAUCAUCAACACAACCAUCCAGGAAGCGUGGAUCACCGAAUACUGUUAAUUUGAGAAGAGGGGCAGUCUCUACUUCAUCAGUAGCACAGGGCGAAGAGAGUGGCACGUCGCAAGACCAGGGAGCUUUUAACACGCCGGGCCCUUCAACUGAGACGGUUGACGCGGGAGAACGUGUAGUGAAUAACCGUCACUCACGUCAAAGCCGCUUUAUUAGUAAAGAACUUCGAUACCUUACCGACUUUUUUCCCGAUCAAGAACCAUCUGAUCGUCGCCUUACGCGCUCUCAGCGUCAACUAUCAGCUCCUUCUUCCCCAGCAACGAAUAGCGCAGAGAUCAACUAUAAUUUAAAUUCGACAUCUAGCGUUUCGUCUCCUCUACCACAGCAAAGUGCCGGUAAAGAAAGGACAACGCGUGGCCGUAAGGGACGCGGUUCCCUGAAACUGUUAGAUUCUGGUGGGACGAGUACGGAGAGCGAUUCACAGCCGGGAACUUCUUCAGCAGCUCGUCAUCGUGGAAUAAACACAGCAACGACGGGCUUGUGCAAUAGUGUCGUACGUUGUGAGGGAACCUCGAACCGCGUGUUCCCAUCCGGUUCUUCAUCAGCUUUAGCUGGACAGCAUGACGCCGAUUUCCGUCUCAGUUCACAAGGCAGCGCUAUUCCACAGGUAAAUGAAACAGGGCAUUUCCGGCCAUUACCCGGUGAAGGUGUUAUUCAGAUUGCUGGGAGUGCGCGUUCGUCUACGGAAUCUGCUCUAGAUGGCUCUGCUGCAGCAACGAUUGGAGCAUAUAAUCUCUCUUCUGAUACGCACCACGAUCAUGGCGUACCCCUAAGGACACAGGCAACACAUUCAGCAUCGUCUUUUCUUGGCACUCUUAUUCCACGUGUUCAUCAUUUGUUGGGGACCAGCCAUUCUCAUCCAAGUCUGACGUUUAUGGAACGUUGUAAAGGUGCGAGAAUAGUGAUGCUGUUUAUGAGUUAA
This is a messenger RNA of Enterobius vermicularis (human pinworm), 1011 nucleotides long. Lineage: Eukaryota; Metazoa; Nematoda; Chromadorea; Rhabditida; Oxyuridae. The record is from the annotation of a GenBank genome assembly.